AUGGAGGAGAAGAGGAGAGUGCUAGAGAGCCAAGCGGAUUGCACUAACAAGAGGUUGGAAGAGGAGAUUGCAAGGAGGAAGGUUGCGGAGGAGGAACUGGGAUGGUUGCUUCAGAAAGGCAUUGUUCGAGUGGUAGAUAAGGCAAUGCUUGCUGGUAUAAAAUCUUUCAUGGAGCCGGACUUUGCCUCCUACCUUCGCCUAGGUGAGUUGGACAUAUGGGGCCUUCGUCAGAUGUGUGAUGAUCUAGACUCCGAAGAAGGUCAUCUUGAAGGUAGUGCUUCUCAUGUUGGACCUUCUUCCACCCCUCAGGGUGUUACUGUCGCUAAGCCAUCCUUUGUUCUGAACUUUACUAUACCAUGUAUUGUUGACGACAUGGCUUGUAGCCGGAAGAGGGCAGGUCGCCCCAGGAUCAUAUCGUCUUCUGACUUAUGUUUAACUACUAAGAACUCGAUUAUUCUUGUUACCCUUUCCUUUCCAUCAUGGCUGAGUAAUGUCAACGGGAGGUUUAUGGUCCUGAGUGGCCAUAGUUUGUGUCCCGUGAAGCCAACGAGUGGGGCUCGGGUUGGUGGUCUUAGGCUUCUCUUCCAGGAUGACAGGAGUCGCUCGAGGCAGUACUCGUAUAGGAUGUCGGUGCUGCUACCUCCGUCGGCCAGGACUCACCAGAUCUAA
This is a messenger RNA of Lactuca saligna, 669 nucleotides long. NCBI's taxonomy places the organism in Eukaryota, Viridiplantae, Streptophyta, Magnoliopsida, Asterales, Asteraceae. The record is from the annotation of a GenBank genome assembly.